UCUCCCGCCCAGCACCACCACCACCAGACCGAAACGAAACGAAACGCUGCUGCCUGCUGCCGCCGUGAUAUACCUGAGACACCAUGACGACCGCUGCACGACCCACAUGGCUCCCUGCCGUCGGUGGAAACACCCUCCGAGACACUGGCAAAGCCCCGCUGCGCCAAGUGAGCUCCCGAGACCUCGCUGCCCACACCAAGAUGAAGCUUCGACAGCCUGGACAGAACGCCCCCGAGGAUCUGGAUCGAGAUGAGAUGCGAUCGAGGCUGCUGGAUGCCGAGGGCAAGCACUUCCAAAAGACCAAGAAGAAGCACAGCCAGGAUGAAGACGACGGGCUCGGCGAAACGUCAAAGCGACAGCGCAUCGAGGAGGCCAAUAUCGAUGCCGACGAUACAGACGACGACUUUGGAGAGUCGGCCGACGAGCGUAGCAAUGACGAUGAUGACGAUGAUGAUGAUAAUGACGACGACGACGAUGACGAUGACGAUACUGCAGAGCUCAUGAGAGAACUGGAAAAGAUCAAGAAAGAGCGACAGGAAGAGAAGGAGCGACAGGAGCGCGAAGAGCGCGAGGUAGAGCAGCGCAAGCGGGAGGAGGAGGCCCUGACCGGAAACCCUCUGCUGGCGUCAAGCUCUUCGUCGCUGUCGCGAUCCGAUUUCAGUGUCAAGAAGCGCUGGGACGACGACGUCAUCUUCAAGAACCAGGCACGCAGCUCAGAGGGCGCGCCAAAGCGCUUCAUCAACGACAUGCUGCGAAGCGACUUUCACAAAAAGUUCAUGAACAAAUAUGUCAAGUAACCGCCCGCUGUGCUUGGUGUGUUCUGGAUUGCUUGCCCAUCCCCAGGAUCGCAUACGCCUCCGCGGGACACUCUCAGUCGUGGAUUGUUUGUUUCAACCUCCCGAGUCCUCGAACAGCUCCAGACGCCGCAUGGCUGUCCACUUGGGACUCACUUUUGGAUCACGCAAAACUGAAUGUAUUCACUGGAUAAAUGACGAAUGGACGCACCAUCGCACGCCAUA
Polychytrium aggregatum is the source of this 1019-nucleotide messenger RNA. Its product is annotated as Pre-mRNA-splicing factor Cwf15/Cwc15. The record is from RefSeq and is a predicted model, not a curated record. Gene Ontology annotation, cellular component: catalytic step 2 spliceosome. Gene Ontology annotation, molecular function: RNA binding. The coding region runs from base 84 to 797 and encodes 237 amino acids. The transcript is spliced from 5 exons. Gene Ontology annotation, biological process: mRNA cis splicing, via spliceosome. NCBI's taxonomy places the organism in Eukaryota, Fungi, Chytridiomycota, Chytridiomycetes, Polychytriales.